This is a messenger RNA of Arachis duranensis, 1633 nucleotides long. RefSeq names its product phospho-2-dehydro-3-deoxyheptonate aldolase 1, chloroplastic. Gene Ontology annotation, biological process: aromatic amino acid biosynthetic process. Gene Ontology annotation, molecular function: 3-deoxy-7-phosphoheptulonate synthase activity. The record is from RefSeq and is a predicted model, not a curated record. Lineage: Eukaryota; Viridiplantae; Streptophyta; Magnoliopsida; Fabales; Fabaceae.
UUUCUCAGAGAAAAAACCUACCCAAAUCAUCAAGAAAACAUAAUGGCUAUCUCAACUUCCAACUCCCUCAUCCCUGCAAAGACCUUAAUGCCCCCAACAAACCACUCCCUAUGCCCAUCCACCAACAGCAUCAGACCCGGGACUAAGCCCACCUCCAGGCCCAUUCUAGCCGUCCAUGCAGCCGAGCCCACCAAGAACGUUAACCCGGUGGUCUCCGACAAGCCGGCGGACAAGUCGCAGCCAGCAUCCUCCGCAAUGGCAGCUGCAGCCGCAACCGCUCCAGCUCGUAACGCUGUGCAGGGAAAAUGGACCCCGGACAGCUGGAAAUUGAAGCGGGCACUGCAGCUGCCGGAGUACCCGAACAAGGAGGAGCUGGAGGCGGUGCUGAAGACGCUGGACGCGUUCCCGCCGAUCGUGUUCGCAGGGGAGGCGCGGAGCCUUGAGGAGAAGCUUGGGGAGGCGGCGAUGGGGAAGGCGUUCUUGUUGCAGGGUGGGGAUUGCGCUGAGAGCUUCAAAGAGUUUAAUGCUAACAACAUUCGUGAUACAUUCAGGAUUCUCCUCCAGAUGGGUGCUGUAUUGAUGUUUGGUGGCCAGAUGCCCGUCAUAAAGGUGGGGAGAAUGGCGGGUCAGUUUGCAAAGCCAAGAUCGGACCCAUUUGAGGAGAAGAACGGGGUGAAGCUGCCCAGCUACAGAGGUGACAACGUGAAUGGAGAUGCUUUUGACGAGAAGUCGAGGAUUCCGGAUCCACAGAGGAUGAUCAGAGCAUACUGUCAAGCCGCUGCCACUCUCAACCUUCUCAGAGCUUUUGCCACCGGUGGCUACGCUGCUAUGCAGAGGGUCACUCAAUGGAAUUUGGACUUCACUCAACAUAGUGAACAGGGAGACAGGUACCAAGAGCUUGCUCACCGAGUUGAUGAGGCCCUCGGCUUCAUGGCCGCCGCAGGGCUCACGGUGGACCAUCCUAUAAUGAAAACAACUGAAUUCUGGACUUCACAUGAGUGUUUGUUGUUGCCAUAUGAACAAUCUCUCACUAGGUUGGAUUCAACUUCUGGACUCUACUAUGACUGCUCUGCCCAUAUGCUCUGGGUUGGGGAAAGAACCCGACAAUUGGAUGGUGCCCAUGUUGAGUUCUUAAGAGGAGUUGCCAAUCCCCUAGGAAUCAAGGUGAGUGAUAAGAUGGAUCCAAAUGAGCUAGUUAAACUCAUUGAUAUCUUGAACCCACAAAACAAACCAGGGAGAAUUACCAUAAUCACAAGGAUGGGAGCUGAAAACAUGAGAGUGAAGCUUCCACACCUAAUUAGGGCUGUGAGGAAAGCAGGACAAAUUGUCACAUGGGUCAGCGAUCCUAUGCAUGGAAACACAAUUAAGGCUCCAUGUGGUCUCAAAACUCGCCCCUUCGAUGCCAUCAGGGCUGAAGUGAGAGCAUUCUUUGAUGUGCACGAGCAAGAAGGAAGCCACCCAGGAGGAGUUCACCUAGAAAUGACGGGUCAAAACGUUACCGAAUGCAUUGGUGGAUCAAGAACCGUCACAUUCGAUGAUUUGAGCUCACGCUACCACACUCACUGUGACCCAAGGCUCAAUGCUUCACAAUCUCUUGAGCUUUCUUUCAUCAUCGCUGAGAGGCUCAGGAAGA